AUGGCAAUAAGAACCCCAAGACGUGCAGCAGCCCAUAAGAGAACCCCGUAUAAACAAAGAGUACAUGACGUAGUAAAUGAGAAUCCCCUGCCUAAUUCUAACCUAAUUGACCUUAUAAAGUACUAUAAAGAGAAAGAACAAAUAAGAGAAGAGUACAUCACCGCACUAAAACAAGAGAACGCGUACUUAAGAAGUAAUCUUGCAGUGCCAGACCAGUCGUCAUUCACAGGAUUAAAAAUAUCUAAAACAGGAGACAUCUUCAACUGUAAGCAGACGAUUGAGAAGGAGGGGGUCACUUGCUCAAUCACAUUCUUAUUAGAAGAACAUGAGCAUAUUUAUGUCUACACGUAUAAAGAGAGUAAAAAUGUGAGGGACUUACCCGAAUAUUUACAGAGAACGAUAAAUUUCCCAAAGACACAAGUAAAAAUAUUCUUCUUUAAUAUUUACCAGUGUGUAGCAAAGGACGAGGAUGAGGAUGAAGAAUAAACCCGAGAUAACCC
Messenger RNA from Nematocida parisii ERTm1, 500 nucleotides. RefSeq lists its product as uncharacterized. The record is from RefSeq and is a predicted model, not a curated record. The transcript has a single exon. Bases 1 to 486 code for a protein of 161 amino acids. NCBI's taxonomy places the organism in Eukaryota, Fungi, Microsporidia.